AUGGUCGGAAUCAAAGUUGUGGAACCCGCACAAGUCCCUGUGAUUGACUUCCAAACCCUUUCGGCUGGCACUCCACAGGAGCGCAAGGAUGCUCUUCAGCAACUAGACGAUGCAUUCCAGUCGGUGGGACUCAUAUAUCUUUCAAACCAUAGCAUUGGCCAGGACCUCGUGGAAGAGGCAUUCUCAUGGUCCAAACGCUUCUUUGAUCUACCGGAUGAUGUGAAAGCACUAGUUCAACAUCCUCACGAUAUAUCAAACCAUCGUGGCUGGGCGGCUGCUGGUACGACCGUCUCAAGCCAAGGUGUUUGGGACCAAGAUGAGAUCGAGCGCAUACGUGAAACCGGUCCAGCAGAGAAGAGAGAGGUUUUGGAAACGGGUGAUCCAUACCCAAGCAAGAUACCAAAUCCUCACUUCAUACCGAAUCGAGUGCUACCGGAAGAAAUCUUACCCGGAUUUGAAGCCUUCACCAAGAAGUGGUGGGAUGCGUGUAUAGAGCAAGAGCUUCAACUUCUCCAGUUCCUUUGUGAAAUCCUUGGUAUUCCGGACAAAGAUUUCCUUGGGAAGCAGCAAAAUCCGAACUUCAACCGCAGCGCGUUCGGCUGGAACCAUUAUCUAUCUACACCGGCUCGAGCCCUAGCAGCUGGAGAGGCGACUCGCUUGAAUGCCCAUACAGACUAUGGGCAAUUUACUUUGUUGUUUCAAGAUAUGUCUGGUGGACUUGAGCUUGAGGAUGAGGAGGCCGGAAUCUUUAGGCCGGUGCUACCCAAGCCGGGCACAGUUAUCGUUCAAGUCGCCGAUAUGCUGGAAAGACAGUCCAACGGGAGGUGGAAAAGUUCCUUGCAUCAGGUCUCAACUCCUCACCACUUGAAGUAUGGCAAUGUGGGCGAUGCUACGUUGAUCGAGCGGUAUUCAAUUGGCUUCUUUAUUCAACCCGACUUUGAUCUUGUUAUCAAGCCUCUUCCGGGUUGUGAGGCUAAAGGGAGAUGGUCGUCAUUGGAGUGGGAGGAUGAGAUUACGGCUGGAGACUGGCUGAACAGGAGAGUUGCUCUCGAAUACCAACGCAAGGACUCAUCUAAGUCUGCUGCGUAG
This is a messenger RNA of Penicillium coprophilum, 1089 nucleotides long. Its product is annotated as Oxoglutarate/iron-dependent dioxygenase. The record is from RefSeq and is a predicted model, not a curated record. Gene Ontology annotation, molecular function: dioxygenase activity. The transcript is spliced from 2 exons. Bases 1 to 1089 code for a protein of 362 amino acids. NCBI's taxonomy places the organism in Eukaryota, Fungi, Ascomycota, Eurotiomycetes, Eurotiales, Aspergillaceae.